Messenger RNA from Alexandromys fortis (reed vole), 2479 nucleotides. RefSeq names its product glucosamine-6-phosphate deaminase 1 (gene Gnpda1). Gene Ontology annotation, cellular component: cytoplasm. Lineage: Eukaryota; Metazoa; Chordata; Mammalia; Rodentia; Cricetidae. Gene Ontology annotation, molecular function: identical protein binding; glucosamine-6-phosphate deaminase activity. The record is from RefSeq and is a predicted model, not a curated record. The transcript has 7 exons. Gene Ontology annotation, biological process: D-glucosamine catabolic process; N-acetylglucosamine catabolic process; N-acetylneuraminate catabolic process. The coding region runs from base 271 to 1140 and encodes 289 amino acids.
CAGCCGGAGCCCCCGACCCCCGGACCUGGGUCACUGGCGGGCCGAGGGGCAGCGCGAGCGCAGUCUGGGAGGGGGACGGAUGGCAAGCCACCUGCCCUCCUGCCGCAGGCUUAUCUGUAUCCCUUGGUACUUUGGGGGAAACUAAGGACCCAGGAAGCACCCUCCCUCCUCUGCAGGACUCGCCGCCUCCUCCUCUAGUGCCCCAAGGUGACCCCGUGGCACCUCUGGUAGCGAAGGGAGCUCGAGGCAGAGAACCCGGCCUGGGACGAGAUGAAGCUCAUUAUCCUGGACCACUAUUCCCAGGCCAGCGAGUGGGCGGCCAAGUACAUUAGGAACCGCAUCAUCCAGUUUAACCCAGGGCCUGACAAGUACUUCACCUUGGGGCUCCCCACCGGGAGCACCCCACUUGGCUGCUACCAGAAGCUGAUCGAGUACUAUAAGAAUGGAGACCUUUCCUUUAAAUACGUGAAAACCUUCAACAUGGAUGAGUAUGUGGGUCUGCCUCGAGAGCACCCGGAGAGCUACCACUCCUUCAUGUGGAAUAAUUUCUUCAAGCACAUUGACAUCCACCCUGAAAACACCCACAUCCUGGAUGGGAACGCAGCUGACCUGCAGGCCGAGUGUGCUGCUUUUGAGGAGAAGAUCCAGGCUGCAGGCGGGAUCGAACUCUUUGUUGGGGGCAUCGGCCCGGAUGGACACAUUGCUUUCAACGAGCCGGGCUCCAGUCUAGUGUCCAGGACCCGUGUGAAGACCCUGGCCAUGGACACCAUCCUGGCCAAUGCUAGAUUCUUUGAUGGCGAUCUUGCCAAGGUGCCCACCAUGGCCCUAACAGUGGGCGUAGGCACUGUGAUGGACGCUAGAGAGGUGAUGAUCCUCAUCACAGGUGCACACAAGGCUUUUGCUCUGUACAAGGCCAUCGAGGAGGGCGUGAAUCAUAUGUGGACUGUGUCCGCCUUCCAGCAGCAUCCCCGCACCGUGUUUGUGUGUGACGAGGAUGCCACCUUGGAGCUGAAAGUCAAGACCGUCAAGUAUUUCAAAGGUUUAAUGCUUGUUCAUAACAAGUUGGUGGACCCCCUGUACAGUAUCAAGGAGAAGGAAAUUCAGAAAAACCAGACCACUAAGAAGCCAUAUAGCGACUAGCCUGUACCAACUCACCGAGUACCUCAGAGGAACAGGCAGGUCUCUCUGGAACUUGUAAGAGAGUAGAAUUACUUCGCUUCAGUUCCCUACGGUCGCUGCAGACCCGUGGCUAGGCACAUACUGGCUGGGGAGUUUAGCUAUGGGGAACAUUGUUUAUACCUUCUUUUUCAGUCCUGGGGUUUGAACCUAGGGCCUGGCAUAUGCCAGGUAAGUGUUCUACUAACUUAGCUGUGUCCCCAACCUUCUGCGCCUUUUCGUGAUUUAUUUUUGUAAAAUAGAGAUGAUUUCCAUCAUUGACUCAUUAUACCCAAGUGAGGGCUCUCACCUCUUCAUCCCUACACACAUGGCCAACACACUCCCGUCGAGAAGCCCUGACUGUAUGUGUGCUUGCUCUUGAGUGGGCUUGUGCACUUUGGAGUCUUGAGAGUCCCUCUUCCACAGGUUUGCUCAUUGAGAACCUUUGUUCUGAAGAACACACUUGCAGAACCUGAAUUGUGCACAAGGAAGCACCUUUCCUGUAGGAACCAAGUCCCUUAGGGAGAAGCUUAUCCCUUGCUCCCAUUGCCGGGAUCUUCUCUUCUUGCUAUCAACAGCUAGCCUUUCUGUAAACAGACUUUCUGGGUAGAUUUGGACAUGGGGUGAGGGGCUAAGGUGGCUUUCAUAGAUAAACUCAGAGUUUCCAAAGUCCAGCCAUGUCUUGUUCUCCCUCAAAGUUCCAACACGAGAAAGGUGGAAGCCCUUUUCCCAUCAGAGCUGUUUUUCUCGAAGGAUUCUUAUACACUCCCUAGUAAGGAGGUCCACUCGGGUGGUAGACAUGCCCAUGAUUUCAGUGUUGUUUACCCAAGAUGGAGAGCCGGCACCCGCACAUAUGUGCUCUCCUGCUUCCUCAGAGCUGAGCGACAAGAUUACACACAGGCUCCUCACUUACACCACCUGUGAUCCCCCCCACCUCUCAGGCUUGCGAGGUGUCCUCAGAUGGUCUCAGCAUCAGAAAUACAACCCUUGCCUACUUGUCCUUCAAGCCCCCUUUCCAGGCUCCUCUGCUCCCCCUGUGUUUAUAUUCUCCAGCCUCCGUGGAGUGGUCACUGCCUCCUGCUUUGUCUUUGUACCUGUUGAAGCAACAGCUGCCUAUUCCCAGGACAGGUUUUGAGGUCCUGGCAGCCCCUCUAGAAUCCAGGGACAGGUUUUGAGGUCCUGGCACCCCUCUGGAAGCACUGUGUUUAGUACCAGCAUUUUGUCUCGUUUUUAUAUGUGACCAUGCUGUCAUUCUUUGCUAAGAUAAUGGAUCAGUAGACUUUACAAUGUGAUAUUUUCUAUUAAAUCUAAUAUUUUCAAAUAA